This is a messenger RNA of Hibiscus syriacus, 664 nucleotides long. RefSeq lists its product as uncharacterized. The transcript has a single exon. Bases 64 to 648 code for a protein of 194 amino acids. Lineage: Eukaryota; Viridiplantae; Streptophyta; Magnoliopsida; Malvales; Malvaceae. The record is from RefSeq and is a predicted model, not a curated record.
CCAAAAUUAUACAGAAGCUCUCCCUUUCUGCAAUCAAAUAUUACGAAUUUCCCUUUGUCUUCAAUGGGAGUAUCAGAUCAUUACGUUUCAUCUCUUGGUUGUGAAGUGAGAAUCUUGGAAGCUAAAAACAUAGAGCUGAAGUCCCAUGGCAACAUUUUUAUCAGAUACUAUCUUCCUGCAGGAAACAACAAGAGGAUUCAACUAAACACCAGGCAAAUCUGCACUAAGUCAUCCCAAAUGAUCAUCUGGAACGAGUCAUUCUCUUUGGAAUGCUCGGCAUCUGAAGAAUCACUCAAGUACCUGAAGCAACAGACCGUAGUUUUCGAGCUCCGGAGGAAGAAGAAACUGGGGAAAUCUGUGGUUUUGAGCAGAGCUGAAAUGCCAUUGAAAGCCGUUUUUGAAUCACCAAACAUGGAGAUUGAUGAAUAUUGGCUUGCCAUGGCUUCGAUGAAUGAUGGGGUUCUUGAAACUGGCCUCAAGCCUCCUUCAAUACGUUUAUCAAUGAAAAUGGAGAUGCGGAAGGAGAGAAAACAAAGGUUGAAGAACCAUUGGGAAGGGUGUGGGUGCCAAGGCAUUGACGGAGGCUGCAACUGUGCUGCAGAUUACGAAAUAUUUGCACUUGCUGCUGCCAUGGAAGGACUAUUUUAAAAUGGUGGCCAGAGCA